CGGCCUUUGCGGCUGGGAGACAGGCGUUGACAGUGCUGGGCAGGCUGGCUCGGGUCGCGGCCGCGGCGAGUUACAUCGUUUGCCAAUCUGUCCGCGAACGCCGCUGCCCGAGACAGAGCCGGGAUGUUCGGGAUGCUGAGCAGCAGCUUUGAGGACGAUCCCUUCUUCUCUGAUUCUUUCAUCGCACACCGAGAAAGUAUGCGACAGAUGAUGAGAAGUUUUUCUGAACCUUUUGGAAGAGACAUGCUCAGCAUCUCUGAUAGGAGAGGAAGAGCUCGUAACCAUGUGGGACGUGAGGAUGAAGAAAAUUCCUUGACUGCAAUGAGUUCUCUCGUGCCUUUUGGCAGUUUUGGUGGCAUGCAUACAGAUGUCAACCCUUUUCAGGCAAUGGACCGAAUGAUGUUAAAUAUGCGAAACAGUAUGCAGGAAUUACAAAGAAACUUUGGUCACCUUUCAAUGGAUCCAAAUGGACAUUCAUUUAGUUCUUCCUCCGUGAUGACUUAUUCCAAAGUAGGAGAUGAACCACCAAAGGUUUUCCAGGCCUCAACACAAACCCGUCGGGCUCCAGGAGGAGUAAAGGAAACCAGGAAAGCAUUAAGAGACUCUGAGAGUGGACUAGAAAAAAUGGCUGUUGGUCAUCACCUCCAUGACCGAGCUCAUGUCAUUAAAAAGUCAAAGAACAACAAGACUGGAGAUGAAGAGGUCAAUCAAGAGUUCAUCAAUAUGAAUGAAUGUGAUGCUCAUGCUUUUGAUGAUGAGUGGCAAAAUGAGAUUCUGAAGUACCAGCCACGGGGACAAUGGCGCAAUCUAGAUAACUCUAGGAUGCGAAGUGUUGGUCAUGAGAAUUCAGGAUCCCGAGAACUUAAAAGAAGGGAGAAACAUCAUCAAAGUCCAGCCAUUGAACAUGGAAAAAGAUCAAAUGUUUUUGUGGACAAACUCAACAUCAAAGGAUCACCUGUGAAAAUCAACAAAAAAUAAAUAGCAUUGCAUUUGAUUUCUUUAGUUUUGGUUGUUUUAACAGAGAAAGUAAUGGUGCUGGGUGAUAUAUGUAAGACCAAUCUUUUGUUAUUAAAUCAGUACUGUUCUUAGCAACUUUCUUCUGAAUGUUCUUGAAAGUGAUCGCUUUAUAUUGUCCCUACUUUAGGAAUAAAACUUGAAUCUUCAACAGUGCAAGCUGUUAAAUAUUCUAUAACACUCUUUAAAACAUAACACGUAUUGAUUUUGCUUUCAUAAUUAUUUUUAUAUUGGUUAUGUUUUCCCCUGUAUACUCAAGAUUGAACGUACAACUGUUCUAGCAUAUAAAAUUAGUAAACUGCUCAAAAAUAGUCCCAGUUUUUUUAGCAACACUAUAAUAGAGUGAUGUUAAUAAAGGCUAAAAUUAUUUAGGUCAAAUUUUAUAAUGUGUUUAUGUAGCCAGCCAGCUUAAAGAAUUUUUUAAAAUAAAGCAAAAACUAUACUAGUACUCCUUUAUAAAAAAUUAGUUAUUAUUUUGAUAAAGGACAUAAAGAAUAAGCAAAUAUUUCAUUUUUGAAGAGAUUUUAAAUUGCUAAUAUACCUGAAUUUUCUCCUUAUCAUUUCUUUAUUUUUCUUUUUUUUCCAUUUAUUUUUAUUAGUUGGAGACUAAUUACUUUACAAUAUUGUAGUGGUUUUUGCCAUACAUUGACAUGAAUCAGCCAUGGAUUUACAUGUGUUCCCCAACCCGAUCCCCCCUCCCGCCUCCCUCCCCAUCCCAUCCCUCUGGGGCUUCCCAGUGCACCAGCCCUGAGCACUUGUCUCAUGCUUAUCAUUUCUUUAUACAGUGUAUUAUUUUUUGUUCUGUAUUACAUUUUUAACACUCAUCAGACUUUCCAUUGACCUUUCUCUUUACAUCUUAAGGUAGCAUAUUUCUGUUCUCCUUUCUCACAGACAACUUAAUUUAUCUCCAUAGUUAAGAUUCUAAAGUUGGAUUGUCCUUGGAGAAACUCUGCUCAGCCUCUUUGUGACAUUUAGAAAAAUGCAUUUGGUAUUCUGCAAACCUUAAUGAUUGAUUGUCUCAAAAUUUCUUAGACAGGUGAUGUGUGUGUUUGAGCAAGGUACUUAAUAAUUCAACUGUUCCCUUUUUAAUUAUACUAUUUAAAAAUUCAGCUCUUUAAUUUUUUGUUCUAGAAUUAGAGCAUUGAUCUGUUUAUAUAAAUUUAAGCAUAAAGCUUAUGAGAAUAUAAAAUCUUAACUUUUUAAGUUUUUGUUGUUUCAAAGGGAGAAAAAAGAACAAAGUCAACUAACUCUAUAAUCCUAAUAUCUUCCUUUUUAAACUUUGGAAUUAGAAUUGUGUAAUUGGGCUUAUAAUCCUAAUUUUCUAUAUCAUAUCCUGUUAAUAUUGCUAGUUGUGUUUCAUGCCUUUAGUCACUAAAAUAAAAUGCAUAUGUGUCAUCUCA
This is a messenger RNA of Dama dama (fallow deer), 2414 nucleotides long. RefSeq names its product myeloid leukemia factor 1 (gene MLF1). The record is from RefSeq and is a predicted model, not a curated record. Lineage: Eukaryota; Metazoa; Chordata; Mammalia; Artiodactyla; Cervidae. Gene Ontology annotation, cellular component: nucleus; cytoplasm. Gene Ontology annotation, biological process: regulation of DNA-templated transcription. The transcript is spliced from 8 exons. The coding region runs from base 124 to 978 and encodes 284 amino acids.